Aplosporella prunicola CBS 121167 is the source of this 842-nucleotide messenger RNA. RefSeq lists its product as uncharacterized. The coding region runs from base 39 to 842 and encodes 267 amino acids. Gene Ontology annotation, cellular component: SNARE complex; Golgi apparatus; endoplasmic reticulum membrane. Gene Ontology annotation, molecular function: SNARE binding; SNAP receptor activity. Lineage: Eukaryota; Fungi; Ascomycota; Dothideomycetes; Botryosphaeriales; Aplosporellaceae. The record is from RefSeq and is a predicted model, not a curated record. The transcript is spliced from 3 exons. Gene Ontology annotation, biological process: endoplasmic reticulum to Golgi vesicle-mediated transport; vesicle fusion.
CAGCAGCAACGGCAGCCCAUCAUCAAAUCCACGCAAUCAUGGUACGCUGCUCGUACCCCACAGCCCGCUCCUCCAACCCUAACUCGCUCUUCAACUCCGCCCGCCGGCAAUCCACAGCACUACGCAAAGAGCUCGACGGCUUGGCUCAAAGCAGCAGCAGCAGCAGUAGUAACAGCAGCAAUGGCUCUCCCCUCCCACCCGCCCUUCUAGGCCAAACCAACGCGUCGCUGGCCUCGUUCGGCCGCACCAUCGAGGACUACGCCCGCCUCGCUAGACACGAGCCUGGCGCCGCCGAGCAGGAAACUGCGUACGAGCGCAUCGACGCCUUCACUCGCGAGCUUGCCGAGUACCGCGAGCGGUUCGCGAGGCUCAAGCAGGAGAGGGACGACGAGCGGCAAGCAGUGCCAACGCAUGCAUGGCUCUUCGGCCGUCGGCACCAUCACACUGACACGCCGGAAAAUCCCUACGCCGCCACCAGCGCGGCGCAGUACUCACCCUGGUGGCCGUACUGCAGCGCAAACUCUUCAGCGCUCGAUGCCGGGUCGGGCGACUACACGCGUGAGGAGCGGACAUUCCGCCACCAGUCGUUCACGGCGAGCAUAAACGUACAGCUGGACGAAUUCCUGGGGCGCGGGAGCGCGGUGCUUCGCGACUUGGAGGACCAGCGCGAGAUGCUCAAUGGGACGCGGCGGAAGCUGUAUAGCGUGGCGAAUAUGUUGGAAGUGUCGAACGAUACGAUUCGCAUGGUGAAGAGGUGCGCGAAGCAGGACAAGUGGAUGUUUUGGGGCGGUGUGACUGCGUUUUCUGUCUUUUGCUAUUUGGUGCUGAAAUGGUUGAGGUGA